Messenger RNA from Microtus ochrogaster (prairie vole), 4455 nucleotides. It is a transcript of the gene Lrfn5, whose product is annotated as leucine rich repeat and fibronectin type III domain containing 5. The record is from RefSeq and is a predicted model, not a curated record. Lineage: Eukaryota; Metazoa; Chordata; Mammalia; Rodentia; Cricetidae. The coding region runs from base 1927 to 4086 and encodes 719 amino acids. Gene Ontology annotation, cellular component: postsynaptic density membrane; glutamatergic synapse; cell surface. Gene Ontology annotation, biological process: synaptic membrane adhesion; regulation of presynapse assembly. The transcript is spliced from 5 exons. Gene Ontology annotation, molecular function: protein binding.
CCCUCUCCUCCCGCCAGCGGUAAAUCGGUUCUCCGAAUAACACGUCUAGCCGGGAGUCACAGAGGCCGAGAGCCCGGCAGCGCCGGCUUGGGGUGUAGCCUGAUUCUAGGGGUCUGGGAGGUGCGGCCGUUCUCGUCACUGCAGCUAGGGACGGGCUCACGGCCGCGCGCCCGCCGCCGCCGCCGCCGCCGCGCAGCCGCCUCCAUGCUGCAGCGCGGAGCGCAGCUCCUCCGGUCCAGGCGGCCGGUGUUGUCCGCUCUCACAGCGCUGGGGAUCGGCUCUUUCAAGCCUGCCCGGGCGGCGACUGAGAUCUCCGACCGCAGCUUUCAGCCUCGCGCCUGAGCUGUGGACUCGCCCCAGCGCCUCCGCCAGCGGGAGGGGCGCCCACCGCGCUGUGUGCAGCGGCGCAGGGAGGCGGUGAGCGUGUGCAGGGCGGCCGGAACCCUGUGUCUCUGUGCGUGUGUGUGUGUGUGUGUGUGUGUGAGUGUGUGUAUGCACUCGUGUGUGUGCGUGCACGCGUGUGUGCGUGUGUGCUUUUCUUCGUUCCUUGAAGAUGUGAAUGGCUUCUCAGCUAGCUGGUCCUUGGGAUUCUUGACUUUGGGAGCUGUGAGCCCAAUCUACCCAUGUAAUUCAUGUUGCAUGGUCGGUUAUACCAGGAAAAAGGGCGCAACUGGACGGGGGUGGGGCAGAUCCACGAAACAUUCUGAAAACGAGAAAUAAAAAGGGGGAAGAUAUAGAAAUAUGAAUAUUGAAAGAUCUAAGAAGACUUUCGGGAUCCCCCAGCUCCCUUCCUUUUUCCGGCACAAACCUGGACGUUUUCCACCUUUUCAAGUCAUCUUGGUGCUUCUCUGAUGUUCUCUAAGCCGCUUUCCAGCUAGCUGCGUGUGUGUUUGUGUGUGUUUGUGCGCUUGUGUAUGUGUGCGCUCCUAUCGGAUGCAUUUGACAGUCUUUUUUUUCCAACUGCCCAGAAGCAAAUGUGUUAACUCAGAGAUGCCCCUCCAUGCCCAGGUUCUCGCAGAGCGCGGAGGACGUCCAGAUCCGUUUUCCUGGCUGGAUUCCGGGCGACUGCUGGGCUCUGGAGCCAGGUGUGUGGAUUACUUAAUCCAGAGGCUUGGAAAGUAGCUGUUUUAGCCAGCUUCCAGGUACAUCGCAAGGUCAAGAGAGGGUCUUGCAGCUGUUUUAUUUCCCUGCACCUUGGCUUUCCUGUAUUGGUCAGAAGAAUAUGAACGUGCCUGUCCACAACAUUUGAAGCCCAAACUUCAGCACUUCCACCUGGUUUACUGUAUAAACAAGGUAAUGAGGAUUGCUUUUCAAACUGCGUAAGGAACCCCCGACGCUUCCAUUGCCCUUCCAGGAUUCCCUUACUCCCCAGCGAAAUGUCACCAGCUUCUGAAUUCCAAGGAUUUGGGCUGCAGGAGAACUUGAAGGAAACGUGAUCAAGGGCUAUGUGAGAAAGAGACUGCUCUCUUUGCUGGUGGGCUGGUGGGCUUUGCGAGUGGAUCUUAAGAAGGACCGGUACUGUUUCUCCUUCCGGAUGCGGUGCUGGGAGUGCUUGUGCAAGUGUGAGUGCGCGCGCGCCCGGCUGAGAAUGUGUGAGUGUGUGUGAGCGUGUCUCUGUGUGUGCGCGGCCGCCCUGCUUCUGCCCGCUCCCCGGGCGCGGAGCCACCGGUUUCAUGGGGCCAUUUGCGCUGAUUCCCCACCCAGUGCGACCUGCGGGCAGUGGCGGCAGUGGCAGAAGCCACCUUUCUGACUCCCUAGGAUGCGGGUGCUGAACUAUGGCAAAGGGCAGCGAAGUGAUGAGCCAGACCCCAGCACGACCGUGAAAACCACCUGGAGCCACCUUGCCUGGAUCUUACCUGCGGGCAGAAAGUCCUCCUAUGACCGUCUUUCCCCCUAGAGGCACCAGGCUCUUAAACCUAAUCUACAAUGGAAAAAUUCCUUUUUUACCUGUUUCUCAUUGGCAUAGCUGUCCGAGCUCAGAUCUGUCCAAAGCGUUGUGUCUGUCAGAUUUUGUCUCCUAAUCUUGCAACCCUUUGUGCCAAGAAAGGGCUUCUAUUUGUUCCUCCAAACAUUGACAGAAGAACUGUGGAACUAAGGCUGGCAGACAAUUUUGUUACAAAUAUCAAAAGGAAAGAUUUUGCCAAUAUGACCAGCUUGGUGGACCUGACUCUAUCCAGGAAUACAAUAAGUUUUAUUACACCCCAUGCUUUUGCCGAUCUACGAAAUUUGAGAGCAUUGCAUUUGAAUAGCAACAGAUUGACUAAAAUUACAAACGAUAUGUUCAGUGGGCUCUCCAAUCUCCAUCAUUUGAUCUUGAACAACAAUCAGCUGACUUUAAUUUCUUCCACAGCGUUUGAUGAUGUUUUUGCUCUCGAAGAGCUGGACCUGUCCUAUAAUAAUCUAGAAACGAUCCCCUGGGAUGCUGUAGAGAAGAUGGUGAGCUUGCAUACUCUUAGUUUGGAUCACAACAUGAUUGACAACAUUCCUAAGGGAACUUUCUCCCACUUGCACAAGAUGACUCGGCUAGAUGUAACAUCAAAUAAAUUGCAAAAGCUGCCCCCUGACCCUCUCUUUCAGCGAGCACAGGUGCUGGCCACCUCAGGAAUCAUAAGCCCAUCGACUUUUGCAUUGAGUUUUGGUGGAAACCCCUUGCAUUGCAAUUGUGAGUUGUUGUGGCUGAGGCGAUUGUCCAGAGAAGAUGACCUUGAGACCUGUGCUUCUCCUGCACUGUUAACUGGCCGCUAUUUCUGGUCAAUCCCCGAGGAAGAGUUUUUGUGUGAGCCUCCGCUCAUAACUCGGCAUACACAUGAGAUGAGAGUCUUGGAGGGUCAAAGGGCAACGCUGAGGUGCAAAGCUCGAGGGGACCCUGAACCUGCAAUUCACUGGAUUUCUCCUGAAGGGAAGCUGAUUUCAAACGCAACAAGAUCUCUGGUGUAUGAUAACGGAACACUUGACAUCCUUAUAACAACUGUAAAAGAUACAGGUGCUUUUACCUGUAUUGCUUCCAAUCCUGCAGGGGAAGCAACACAAACCGUGGAUCUUCACAUAAUUAAACUCCCUCACCUACUGAACAGUACCAAUCAUAUCCAUGAACCUGAUCCUGGCUCUUCAGAUAUCUCCACCUCAACUAAGUCAGGUUCAAAUGCUAGCAGUAGCAAUGGUGAUACUAAAAUGAGUCAAGACAAAAUUGUGGUGGCAGAAGCAACUUCGUCAACAGCGCUACUUAAAUUUAAUUUUCAAAGAAAUAUUCCAGGAAUCCGUAUGUUUCAGAUCCAAUACAAUGGUACUUAUGAUGACACCCUUGUUUACAGAAUGAUACCUCCUACAAGCAAAACGUUUCUUGUCAAUAAUCUGGCUUCUGGGACUAUGUACGACUUGUGUGUGUUGGCCAUAUACGAUGAUGGCAUCACCUCCCUCACUGCCACAAGAGUCGUGGGUUGCAUCCAGUUUACUACAGAACAGGAUUAUGUCCGUUGCCACUUUAUGCAGUCCCAGUUUUUGGGCGGCACCAUGAUUAUUAUCAUCGGUGGAAUCAUUGUUGCAUCUGUGUUGGUUUUCAUCAUCAUACUAAUGAUCCGGUAUAAGGUUUGUAACAAUAACGGGCAACACAAAGUCACCAAGGUUAGCAACGUUUAUUCUCAAACUAAUGGGGCUCAGACGCAAGGCUGCACUGUCACGCUGCCCCAGUCCAUGUCCAAACAAGCCAUGGGCCAUGAAGAGAAUGCCCAGUGCUGUAAAGUAGCCAGUGACAAUGUGAUUCAGUCUUCAGAAACAUGUUCGAGUCAGGACUCUUCCACCACUACCUCUGCUUUGCCUCCUACCUGGACUUCAAGUGCAUCUGCGUCUCAAAAGCAGAAACGAAAGACUAGCACGAAGCCAAGUGCUGAGCCGCAGAGUGAAGCUGUCACAAAUGUUGAGUCCCAAAACACUAACAGGAACAACUCAACUGCCUUGCAGUUAGCUAGCUGCCCUCCUGCUUCUGUCACAGAGGGGCCCACAUCUCAAAGAGCACAAACCAAGCCAAAUGCUUCGCUGACUAAUGUUGACCAGAAUGUCCAGGAAACACAGAGGCUGGAGUCAAUAUGAAGAGCACCACUUCUCUCUCCCUCGAAAACAGUUGCCCCUGAUAUUUUUACUGGAUAAAAUUUGAAAAUGUUUCAGUUCACAACAGCAGAUUAGUGAACUGCUAUCCCCGGAAGAUCUGCUCAUGGGAGCCAAAGUGACGACAUCUCUGGUGCGGUCGAACUGGCUCCCUCACACCAUGAUUCAUCCCCUUUUCAAACCAAAUUUUUUUCUUCUGAUCUACAAAUAUUUUUUUUAAGAAAGGAAAGAGAACAAAGCCUUCAUUGGCAUCAAGUUCUGUAUCAAUCCAUCCUACAUUGCCAUUCAUGAUUUAACAGACUGUAGAAUCUUGAAUACUCUAUAUCACUUUAACAAAUAAAUGUUUUACUAUGA